AUGAGACUUCCAACUCCCGUUGAGAAGCCGAAAGACCUCGACACUCGAAGUAAUGAUCCAGAGCGAAAAAAAAAAAAAAGCCGAAGAGCUGACAAAAUGGAUGACAAAACGGAUGACAAAAGAAACAAUCAGAAACGGGACAAACAAAAUGCUGAAGUGUUAAACGACAAGUCGAGGUCGAACCUGUCCAAGUGCACCACAAAGAAAGGAAAUAAAACUCGGUUUGAAGAAAAAUACAAAAAAUAUUACGCGGCAAAUAUUGAUAAGUCUCUCCUAAAAAGUGAUAUAAACUGCGUAAGCUACGUUUACAAAAACCUGAACGAACAAUCUACUUCAAAACAGGUAGCCAAAAUGGCCUUGUUCAGAGGGGGCGAAGAGAAAGUAGAUGCAGUUUUCCAAAUGUUAGAACUUGAAAAAUGUCAGAAGAAAAAUGAGGCAAGUGGAUCUACUCACACCACAGGUCAAUGUCGUAACGAUCGGGAAAAUAUCUCAAGUCAUAAGAAUGAUGACGAGACCAUUCAAUCAAUCAUUUACUCCACAUUCAUCAAUACAAAGCUCAGACAACAACAGAAAUAUGCAGAUGCAAGUACAAUUAAACCAGUUAAAAUGAAGCUAACAAAAACGGGGAAAAGAGGGAAUAACAAAACUUCUAGCUACGUUAGCAACAAGCCAAGCUACUAUUAUCCCCAAUCUAGUGCAGUAGAACCCACUCCUAAGAGCCCCAAAAUAGAUACAUAUAGUAAAAACCUAACUGCAACAUUAACAAAAAAAAAAGUAUACACAGAUGAGUGUGUACAAAUAACAGAAACAGAUGAAGAAUUGAAAACCCUAAAAAAUGAUGGUACCUUCUUAUAUGAAAAAAUAAUAUCAGAGAAAAAAAAUAAUAAAAAAGUGAAUCACACUCAAACUAGUACUCACUAUGAAGAGGAAGAAUUAAACAAAUUUGCAAAAUAUAUAACUAAACAAAUUAUAAAUGAAGCAAUAAUUCAAAUCACUUACGAACAAAAUGUUAAAUCGAUGGAAGAGAAAAAAAAAGUUGUUCUCAUAAACCACCAACAGAAUAUUAAAACAUAUAAUCAUCUAAUUAAUUAUCAGGAAAAUAACUUGAACAUAAUGCUUGAUCAAACUGAGAUUUCUAGGUACCUCCACAUUUUUAACAAAAUAAACAUCUUCUCCAAAUCUAGACUUAUUAUAAAUACCAUUGUGGAGAAAAAUAUUCAGCAGCUUAAAGAACGGAACAAUGAAAAAAGCAAAAAAACACAAAUCGAAUGGGACAAUCAAGUCAUAAAACAUCUACUAAAAAAUGUCAUCGCAUUUUUAGCUACAGAAAAGAUCGUGUCAUAUAUGACUAAAGAACUAACAGAAAAUUCCUUCUUAAACUUUUGUUGUUUCAACAAACAACACAUAGAUAUAAUGAAUGCCAAUUUGAGUGAACACAAAAUUUCUCUAUAUGAGCGUCGACGAAUGGAAGCUGGGCAUUUCAAUUUUGUAUAUUCCAAUGACAACGUAAAGAUUAAUAUUCCCAUAAGAAUAAAGAAGCAUAUGAACCUGGAGAAUCUACUACGAAUUAUAAAAAAACACAUAAAGAAGAAACUCAGCAUUCUGUCCAAAGAUUAUGAUAUAGACUUCCUGUUCAUACGGGAUGGUGCUAAUGACAUCAUGAGUAUACGCGACUUGUUCUCAUCCAACGGGAAUAAAUUCACAAUAUGCAUAAACAAAAAGGAAGAAAAAACCUGA
This is a messenger RNA of Plasmodium gonderi, 1737 nucleotides long. RefSeq lists its product as hypothetical. Lineage: Eukaryota; Apicomplexa; Aconoidasida; Haemosporida; Plasmodiidae. The transcript is spliced from 6 exons. The coding region runs from base 1 to 1737 and encodes 578 amino acids. The record is from RefSeq and is a predicted model, not a curated record.